Trichogramma pretiosum is the source of this 7908-nucleotide messenger RNA. Its product is annotated as titin homolog. Bases 513 to 6113 code for a protein of 1866 amino acids. The transcript has 7 exons. Gene Ontology annotation, molecular function: DNA-binding transcription factor activity, RNA polymerase II-specific; RNA polymerase II cis-regulatory region sequence-specific DNA binding. Gene Ontology annotation, biological process: regulation of DNA-templated transcription. The record is from RefSeq and is a predicted model, not a curated record. Lineage: Eukaryota; Metazoa; Arthropoda; Insecta; Hymenoptera; Trichogrammatidae.
UAUACCUACGCAGUCGAAAAAUGGAAUGAUGCACAUAACAUCAUUAUUGUACCUAUAUUUGUUCUCUCUGUAUCAUUUUGAUUUUGACUGUAACCAAAAUUCAGGAAUUCAGAAUAAAAGUUCGUCAGUUGUACAGAAGUUGAACUGUUUUUAACAGUUGCUUUUCUAGUAGGAUUUAAUAUCAUAGUACAUGUGCAGGCAUCAUUGAGUCAAGAAUAUUUUAUUACAAUUAAAAAAUGAAUGCUCUCAUUUAAAUUAUAUUUCUCAUCCACAAAAUAAUCAAUGCAUAGCAAAAUAUAACCUUCAAAUUUAUUAUCUUCUGGUAUACUUGUUAAUUUAAUCAAGAUAGUACAAAAUAAUAUUGUUUAAGUUAAAGUGAAUACAUUUGUGUACUACUGUAAAUCAAGUGGUUUUUUGUUCCAAUAACUAAAUGACUAAAUAUAUAACAGGAAAUCAUGAAAAAAACUAGUGGAUGUUCAUAAACAAAUUGCCAUUUACUAUCAAACUAAACAAUGGAUGUUGGAGAAGAGAGCAAGGGUCUAGUGACUGUAGUUGCUGGAGAGUCUGAUCCUCUAAACAAUAGUCAAGCGACAGUAGCAACUAUUCAACUAGAUCCGUCAUCAGAUAUGGAUUUACUGAGCAACUGUCAAAGUGGGAUGGAAGGCACUGUGAUAAUUUUCGAUAAUGAUUCACAACAAGGAAUUGUGAAAUUAGUUAAUAGUGCUGAUGUACAAAACAGUCUAGGAACUGUUCCAGAUUCAGAUGAUUUAGAUAAUUUUAUAACUCUUCAUGCAGCAACUACUGAUCAAAAUAUUGCUGUAUCUGUAGAUGAAACCAUAGCACUCCCUGCUGAACAACAUUAUACAAUAGCAGCUGAACAGCAAAUAAGUUUACUUGAGAAAGGAGAAAAUUUUAUAUUACCAAAUGAACAACAAACUGUUUCACUAUCCUCUUCUCAAGAAAAUAUUGGUAUUAGUGUAGAUCAACAAAGCAUUGCAUUAUCUAAUCAACAAGAUAAUGUUUUGAUAUCCGUUUCGCAACCUGAUAUAACUAUUAACCCAAAACAAGAAAGUAUAACUUUAACAUCCCAACAACAAAAUAUCACCCAAGAACAGCAAAAUGUUGAUUUAGCUUCAGAACAACACAAUAUCUCAGUAAUCUCAGAGCAACAUAAUCUACCUACAACUUCGGAACAACACAAUUUCCCUGAAACACUAGAACAAAGUAAUAUCACUAUAGCUCCAGAACAACAUAAUAUCACUAUAACUACAGGAGAACAGAGAAUAACAAUACCAAUCGAACAACAUAGUGUUAUCGAACACUCUGAGGUUUCUGAACAAAAUAUUACUAUUUCCACUCAAAAUAGUGUUACAAAGUUUGACGAACCAAAUCUCUCUCAAACUAAUGAGCAAAAUAUUGAAACUUUUGCUGAUAAAAUAAUUGAGGAAACCACUGAGUUUCUUUCUUUUAAGCCUGAUCAGAAAGAAAUAAAACAAGAAGAUGCUACUCCUGCAGCAGAAUCAGAUGACGAUGAAACAAUUGCUACUUUUACCACAUCAACUGGUCAGCAGCUAGCUCUGUAUGCUGUAGAAGACUCGGAUGAAGUAUUUGCUGUAGCUCUUUAUGAUGAGUCCGGGGAACCACCAACUAAUUUUCAUUUUUUGAUGAAAGCGGAUGUUGAAAGACUAAUUGGAGAAGGUGCUGUCAAAACAGUAAAAAAACCUAAUGCCCAACAACGCAAAGAAGCUAAAGAAAAACUAGCUAAAGAAAAAAAAGAAAAAGAGGAAAUUAAAUUUGACAAAUAUCAAGCAGUUAUAACUAACAUAGAAAAACCGGAUGAAAUUCAAUACCUAAAGAAAGUUGAGGAAAUAAAAAAAGAAGUUGGAGAAGGUGCCCUUCAAUUCAUUGCACAACCAAGGCCUGUAGCUCCAAAAAUUGAACCUCUAAAACCUGUUAUAUCUAAACAACCUAUCAGCAAAAUUUUGGAAGGAGCUAAUAACAAAAGUGUAUUACCCUCCAUUCAAAGACGAAAUAUUGUCAAACAAUUAACGCCAAAGCAACAAGUAACACCAAGAACGCAAGCAACAGCUACUCUUACGUCACAAAUAGUUCUUAAAUCUCAAUCGUCACCUAAACUGCAAGCAAAUGCUAAAUUACAUUCAAAUUCUAAACUUCAAUUUACUCCUAAAUCACUUCCUUCUCCAAAUUCAGUUACAAUGCCUAAACUUCAAGGAACAACUUUUGUACCAUCAAAAGUCAAUCCACAAAUGGCAUCUAAAAUACAAACUAAUAUCAAAAAACCAGUAACGCCCAAGUUGCAAGCUAAGUCUAAUCCACAGAUAAUACCUAAGGCCCAAGUAAUGAAUCGACAAGUUACAUCUAAAAGUGAUUCUAGUAAUCAAUCUAUUCCAAUGAAACAAAUAUCUAAGCAAACUUUUGUUGGAAAACAACAGCCACAACAAUUCAUUGUGGCAAGACAAACUGGAGUUAAACAAACAGUACCCGUUAAGCCAGGAAAUUUCAUAAGACAAUAUCCUCCAGGAAAAACACCUAUUGUUAAGCGAAUAUUUCCAGCUAACCAAACAACAAUCAUCAGACAAAAUCCAUCCAACAGAUCACCUGCAUACAUCAGACAGAUAGCAACAGGACGACCUACUACACUGAUCAAACAAGUUCCUCCUCCAAAACAAGGAACAACUCAAAUUAUUAGACAAAUUAGUCCAGGAAAAAAAAUGAUUACCAAACCUAUACUGAAUCAAGAAGGCAGAAUAGUUAACGUAGUAACGCAGCAUUUGGUAGAAAGAAAAAAGGAACAUCAAGUAACUUAUCUUCUUCCAAACAAAAACAGUCCUUACAUUCAAGAAAAUCCAAUUGAAGAUAAUGAAGAUAGUGAACUAGAAUUGAUGGAACAAUCAACAAUGCAAUAUGUUCUUUGUGAUGGUGAUACUUCGGAAGGUGAAUUGACUUUUGAUGAACUUCAAGCUUCUUUACAGUCAAUUAAGAAAGAAAAGUUAAAAACUAUUCCUAAGAAGAUUAAAAAAAUUCGACCAUCAUGGUGGGUUAAUAAAAGUAUCAAACGACAGGAAAAUAUAACGAAAAUUUCACCUGUUGUUAAAUGUUCGCCCAAAUUGCCACCAAUAAUAACUCAGAGAAAGGUUUCAGUCACAGCGCCAAUGGUCUAUCGCACAUACAGAAGUAGCCCAAAAAAACUUCGUACUCCAAAUAAUUUGCUUCAAGCUCAUCGUAAAAUAAAAAAAGAAGAUGAAGAUCCUUCUUACAUAGAAGGUAAUUUAAAUUCUUCUGAAGAUAUACAAAAAAAUGAUGAUACACCAGUUUUGGUAACACCAGUAAGACCACGAUCUAGAAAACAGCAGUUGACCGUAGUCAAUCGAGCUGACUCGGAAAUAAUAAUUCAACCAGCUAGCGCGUAUUCUGAAGAUGAUGAAGAAAUAACCCAACCACGUAAACGUGGACGCCGGAAAAAGCAAACGACCAAUGAUCCCGAUUAUAAUCCUCGAGCAUCGGCUAGCAAAGCUAAGAAACGUACUAACCAGUCGGUUGAGCUUAUUGAAAUUGACGCAGAAGAGGCAGACGAGAACAGUAAAAAAUCAUCAAGUGAUAAGGAAAAUGAUGAUUUAGAGUCUGACUCAGAAGUAGAACCAAAACAAAAGCAAAAACCUAAACAAGUAUUUAUGCAGUGUAGUGAUUGCAAUCGAAAUUUUCGAAAAAAAAAAGUCUUAGAACGACACAUGCAAAUCUGCACGAAAAAUCCAACUAAUAUACAAAAAAUGGAAGAAAAAAAGGCGCUGGAAGAUUCUAAAGAAAAGAAAUUUACAUGCAAAGCAUGUGGUGAAAAAUUCAGUGUUGCCGUAUCGUUAGCACGACACGUGAGAGCUACGCAUUCACCAAAAAAGAGAGGUAGACCACGCAGAACCGAUCACAGAGAAGAUGACACUACAGACAUGGAAGAAAGUAGCGACGAUGAAAAAGCGAACAUUCACGAUAAAGAUCUUAAAAAGAAGGGCAAAUUGUCACCAAAGAAAAUAACUCCAACAAGAGAAGAUAGUGGAACUCCGGAAAUUGAGCUGAAACUUGAUAGUUCCAGUGAAAAUGUGAAAGAACCACCGAAACGCCGUGGUCGUCCACCCAAAGCCAUCAAAAAAGAGAUCUCUGAAACACCUGACAGUAAAAGCAAACCAUCUGCCUUAUUGAGUGAACCACGUCGACGAGGGAGACCUCCUAAGCAAAGAACUAUUUCAAAAGACGAGCACUCAGAAUCCUCAGAACCGGAAGAGAAAAAUAAAAUUGAACGACCGAUUGCUCAAGUUCCAAAAAAGCGUGGUCGUUGGAGCGAUCGUAUCUCAACGAGUACUCCGGAACCUGUCGAAGAGUCUAAAAAACGAGGUCGACCACCUACAAAAAAGAAAGAAAAUCAGUUGACCGAAGACGAUGAAAAUGAAAAUAAAUCUGACGAAGAUGAUGAUAAAAGUGUACCGAUAUCAGCGGGUCCUCUUAAAAAACGGGUUCGAUUACUAGCUAAAUCAGUGUCUGAAUCUGAAGAAAAAUUACCGGAAUCGACUACAGAUGAGCCCAAAAAACGUGGUAGACCUACAAAAAAAAAAGAUGAAUCUCAUACUGAAGAUGAUGAAGAUGAAAUAGAAAAUGAAAAUUUAAAGGAUGAAAAGGAAGAUAAAAAAUCAACUGCAGAUAAAGAAGGUAGAACGAGUACAGGAGAAAAAAUUAUUGCCCCUCCUAAAAAAAGAGGUAGACCGUCUAUGAAAGAUAAACUUUUGUCUGAUUCAGUUUACAAUAAAACCGAAGAAAUCAAAAUUGGCACAGAUAAAAAUAUAAAAGACGAAAAGCAAACGAGCGAAAAAUUACCGCUUGAACCCUGUCAAAUAGACAUUAAAGAAAAAGAAAAAGAACUAUUGGAAGAAUCAAAGAAACGUGGACGAACGGCGGAAGAAAAAUGCAAAGACGAAACAUCAUUUAUCGAAGAACAUAGCCAAUCAUCUGAAAUAACCAAGAAAAAAUCGACAACAGAUAAUGAUCAGAAGGAAGAUUCGCCGGACUUGGAUGAAAUGAUAGAAGAGUUAGUUGAAGUUCUCGAAAAAACGCCUCGAAAACGUGGAAGAUUCACUAGAAAAAAUAAAGAAGACGAAUCUGAACUUGAAGAUAAUUCAGAAGACGUAGGAGAAUUAAAAAAACGUGGAAAAUUAGUCAAAGAUAAAACGGACAUUGUAGACUCGAACGAAAAGGUAGACGAUCAAACUGCUUCACCACCCAAAAAGAGAGGCAGACCUGCCAAGUCUAGUAAAGAACAAUCAAUGAUGGAAGUAGAAGAGCAAAUGGAAGAAAUGUUUGCGUGUUUAGAACAAUCAAAUCCUCAUGUUAUAAAAAACAAAGAUAAUACAGAAUCUCUGUCUGAUCCUAAAAAAAAUAAAAAAUCUGACGUCAUUGAAAGCUUAGAUGUUUCUGAAUCAGGAGAAAAAUUUUCAACCACCAUAGAAACUUUGCCCAAGAAACGUGGCAGACCCCCUACAAAAGUUGACAAAGACGAUGCUCUGAUUCACGAAGAUAAAACUGAGGGUGGUCCCCAAUCUAAAUCUGACAAAACUGAUGAAUCAGAAAAUUCUUCUAAGGAACUGCAAACUAGAAGUCGCGCUUCUAAAAUAGAGAGCAAUUCAGAAUCUGAAAUGAAAUUGGAAUCUGCGUCAACGUCAAAAGGAGAUGCAAGAAAACGUGGAAGACCAAGUAAAUCUGAAAAAUCAUCGAAAGACAUAGUAUCCGACGAAGAAUUUAUAGCAAAUGAAGAUAGUACAACGGCUGGUGAAAUGAAUACGACCAAAAAUGUAUCAGAAGAAGAUAAAUCAACCGUUACUUCGAAUACCCCAAAGCUGAAAAAAUUCAGUUGCGAAAAUUGCCAUGAAUUUUUCACAAGUGUUGCAGCAUUAAAUGCACAUAGACUCACGCACAGGACUAAGAAGUCUGGUAUGUUAGUGUAUCACUGUUCAACAUGCAAAAAGUUGGUACCAGCUGAGGCGUUUUCCAAGCACUUGGCAAGUCAUGGCCGCAAAGGUCCUGCUUCUAGGAUUUUACGUUCCAAUCAGUAAAUCAUUGGAUACAUACAUUAUAUAUAAAUUUAUAUAAAAAUAUGAAAAUAUGAAAAUAUGAAAAAGCUGUAUAGAAUAGAUGAAUAUAAUAUUUUAUAGAUUAUGUUUAACCAAUGUGUUUAGCAAUCACCAUUAUUCUAUCAGCAUAUCAGACUGAUUAUAAGAAUAAGAUUCGAGUGCGGUGAAAUGUUGUUACAGAAAAAAAUGUUUAAAACUUAUAAAAAAUUUGAAAAAAAGUAUCUAAAAUGAUACAAUUUUUUAUAAAAUUUACUAACGUUAUUAAAAUUUCAAUUGAAUUAUUUGAAAUUGCGAAAAUCGUGUACGUUAUUAUUCAUAGGUAAUCAUUCUAUUAUUAUUGUACUGUAAGAUGUUUUUAGAAUAGUAUAUAUGAGUUUCAUCAUUGUGAAAAUAUAUAGAAUUCAACAUUUUUCAAAAUUAUUUUUUACAAAUUGAAUGAACUUUUAGGAACUUUUUCAUUCUACCUUAAGUCUUUUUUUCAAUGACUAAAUUGUUUAGAUGAAAAUAUGUUCUUUGAAAUCUUUGAAAAUCUCACAACCUAUAAUUAACCGUAGGUAUAUGUAAUUUAAAAAGUAUAAGUAAUUAAUUUUUAAAGAUUAGAUGUAUAUAUGUACGAAUAAUAAAAUUCUAGGUAUCUAUAAGCUAUACAUGUUCAUUUUUCAAUCCAUUUAUUUAUAUCAAUGUAAAGUAAAUCAACAAUUGAAAAUUAUUUAUAAACUAUAUUGGCACGCUUUCCAUUGCAAAGUUGGUAAAUUGUACAUCAAGCGCUGAAAAUGAAAAUGUACACAUGCCCAUCGUAAGUAAUUUUAAAGAUUUGUAACAAUCUGAUCUAUAAAAUAUAAUUUUCUCUACAACUCUCUUGCGUAAUACGGCUAUGAACGAAUAUCAGCUUGGAGUAAACUAAAGAAAACGAUUUUAUUACGUUGGCUAUUGACAAGAAUUGUUCAAAUUGAUGAUUAAGAUUAUGUACAUUUAAAACGAAAAAUAUUUUUUUUUAUGAUAUUUAUUAAAUGUCAAGUCGAUAGAUGAGAAUACAUAGUUGUGAUAGUUUCGCCAAUUUAAUAUCUAAUAUACAGUUUAUUCUCAAACAUAAGAUGCAAAAAUGUAUCGAAAAACUAAGACGGAAAAUUAUUUGUCUAAUUAACUAAACCGUUGAAAAGUUGAUUAUUUUUCCAAGGGUCCCAACAGGCCUGCAUCGGCGUUAAUGGUUUAACUUUUGAAAAGCUUCUGAACAAAUCGUAGAAGUUUUAUUAUUCAUUUAAUUACUGUUAUCAACAUUUUUUGGGAUAUGAGGUGGUGUUGAGCUCAUAAAAAAGUUAAAGUGAAUGUUGAACUGUCACAAAUAAUGAAAGGAUUAUUGAAUUGUAGAAAAAAAAUUCAAUGUCGAUUUUUCUAAAAACUCAAGAAUUUCACAUUCAGGCUAUAAACAGUGCUCUUAUUUGUAUGGCCUUAUGAUAUAUACAUGGCCGAUUUUCAAUGAAAUCGAAUGGCCAAAAAAUUUUUUCUGCAAAUACGAAAAACUUGUUUAUGAUGUCAGAAAUGUCGCAAAAUGUUUUUAAAUAAAUGGGGCCCAAAAUUGGUAAUUUCAGCAUUUUUCCAAAAUUCAUUAAAAAUCGAAAAUAUUUAAUUAAUUCUUAGUUCAGGACUCAAACGUAAAAGUGCUAGGGAGUUUUUUUGUUGGAAAUUGUCCAAAUUUUCAGAAAAAAUGUAUUCCAAAGUGAUCAGAGCACUUUGGAGGCUUGUGCAGAGAAAUAAAUAAAAAAAACUCGAAAUCUAA